Eremothecium sinecaudum is the source of this 900-nucleotide messenger RNA. RefSeq names its product chromatin-associated RNAPIII regulator FPT1 (gene FPT1). The record is from RefSeq and is a predicted model, not a curated record. The transcript has a single exon. Bases 1 to 900 code for a protein of 299 amino acids. NCBI's taxonomy places the organism in Eukaryota, Fungi, Ascomycota, Saccharomycetes, Saccharomycetales, Saccharomycetaceae.
AUGGAAGAGCUUUAUGUGUAUGCAGGCGAAAAUAUGCCUAGAGUAAAGUUGACCUUGUUAAGGCGUUACGAAAAUAUAGAGGAGGUCUGGCGAUUUCUCCACAGAGUGCAAGAUAGGUAUUCUUUGCAGUUAGGAACAAUCGAGACAAUCACAGGAAAUCUCAAGAUCAGGUGUGCAACGCAUGAAAACUGUGAAAAAUGUCCCUAUUAUAUCUUAGAGUUUAACGAGGUGGAUAAGAAUUACUCAUUAUGGAAGUUAGCUGGUUCUGAGUGGCAGUUUGGCAGUAUUGUAGCAUCGCUAUAUAUUAAGCGGCAGCCGUCGGACGCGUGCGCUAAAGUACCGCCAGAAUUUCUGUCUGCUGUCGCAGCACAACUGGACUGUGGAAUCGAUACAACAUAUGUUUGGGACUGUCUCCAGAGGCUAUGUAUUCCUUUAGGAAAGGUGGAUUGGGAUGAAUUCGCAUCCAUACUACAAGCUAUGCUUAAAGAAAAGAACGUUUCCGUCGACGAUAAGACCACCUUAAAGGGUCUUGUCUCGGUGGCUGCUCUCCAGGCCGCGAUUAAAACAACAAAGCGACAACUAGAGCAUGACCUACUAGAGUACGAUGCCCGGGUGAAGACUCCUUCCACCACAGAUGAAUUAACCCGUAAUUCGUCUCCGGAAAGCAUUUUACCGCCCUCGAACUCUCGAUCUUCCUCCGUUUCUAGUUUACACUACACCUACGGUCUGCCGGCCACACAGCUGGAUACGAAUUUUAAGGCUUUCUUUCGAUCCAUGGCAGAAAACUUCGAACUCUUUGAUGAACCCAAUACAGUCGUCAGGGGCAGGGUGUCGAAGCCCAAAAAAAAGGCUGCCGCAGGCCGGCAAGGGAAUAAUAAAAUAGUAGAAGCAUCAUCAUAA